CGGUCUUAGAAUUUUGAGAGUGAGAACUACUUUGUGAAGGGAUAUCGUCCACCUUGGGAAACUUGUUUACUCAGGUCGAACUCUGUUAUUCGAUCCAACCGAAGAAGGAAAGUUAUGGAGUGGAGAAAGCUACUGUUCUGGGCAUGUCUCCUCCUCCUUCAAGUUGCCAUGGGCAAAUUUGCCCACGCUUUUCUGCAAGAAGAUGGUUCAUGGGAUCAUUUGGAACCAACACGUAAGUGUCUUAUUCCUCUAUGCUGCUGUAAGAAAACUUGGUGGUGCCCCUUCAAGCACACGUGUUUCUGUUAACAAGGACCUUCAAGAAGACGUCCACAAGUCGACAAUAAGACCCAUAUCAUGACAGUUUCCACAUACAGUACAGAUCUGCCACUGGUAGGUUAACUACAAUAAACUGCGAACGUAGAUAAUGAUCUUGACAGCUGGACAAGAUCACCACCACACCGAGCAGUAUAUACUUGAAGUAACAGUGGAUCUGAUCGAUAUAGGAUUGAUUUGAUGUUCAGAUGCUGUAAGGUUGAAAUGAAGUGAGAUUGUAGCACACUCUCCUGUGCUGGUGUGAGACUUUUUCAACGUCAUUAGAGAUGUGUAGGACCCUCCACGCCUUACAUCAGAGCUUGACAACAUACAAAUUUGAGACUUGUGCAAGUGUCUAAUUUGAUAGGCUUGAUGUGAUUGUUUCUUCUCCGCAAUAUGUAAAAAAGAAGAUAAUCAUCUGC
This is a messenger RNA of Marchantia polymorpha subsp. ruderalis, 734 nucleotides long. NCBI's taxonomy places the organism in Eukaryota, Viridiplantae, Streptophyta, Marchantiopsida, Marchantiales, Marchantiaceae. The record is from the annotation of a GenBank genome assembly.